AGGACCUCUGUGUCCCCUCAGAGCAAUGGCAGGGUAAUAAUUUACUUCCUGGCAUAAGCCACUCCUUGAGAAUAUUCCUUUUGACCUUCAGACUAAUUCACCAAAACAAAAACAGAGAGGGGGUGUGUGUAAAUAACACCCUUAUGCAACUGGUACUAGUUACACACUCGGCUUUCUCCAGUGCUGCGUGACCGGACAGCCCUGCCUGGUUGACUUUCUCCUUUUGGCAGGGGAAGGCCAAGAAAUUGCACAGCUUCUGCGAGUCUUCCUGCUGGACGUCUACCUGCCUCCUGGGCCCUGAGGAAGUAGAGCCUACUCACUUGGUGCUGAUUGCUGAAUUGAUAGCAGAGUUUCUCAGGCAGUGUACAUCUCUCUGGGCUGACUUUAUGCCCAUGCCCUGACCAGGGGCCCCCUCCACAGCACUGGGGAAGACUAAGGGUAAUGAACUUGACUGCUUUGGGAGAGGCUCAUCCUGCCUCCCCUGCCUUUGCUCAUCUGGACUCACAGUUUCAGGCAUCUGUGCCUCAUUUGCACCUACAAGAUCUUAUAAAGCACGGGUGUGAGAGGAUAGAACAGACCAUCAAGGCCUCGGGUUCCAGGCUGUGCUCCUAUGCGGAAAGAGCUGUCUUCUUAAUGGACCGUUCCAAACACCCGGAUAACAGUCCCCAGCCUCUGACACCGACUGACAACAUCAACCUUGGCCCUUCUGCUAAUCCGAAUGCCAAGCCAACGGACUUUGAUUUUUUGAAAGUUAUUGGGAAAGGAAGCUUUGGAAAAGUUCUCCUGGCCAAACGCAAGUCCGAUGGGAUGUCUUAUGCUGUGAAAGUCUUGCAGAAGAAAUCCAUCCUGAAGAAAAAGGAGCAAACCCACAUUAUGGCGGAACGCAACGUGCUGCUGAAAAAUGUGAAACAUCCUUUCCUGGUGGGCCUCCACUACUCUUUCCAGACCUCCGAGAAACUCUACUUUGUGCUAGACUAUGUCAAUGGAGGAGAGCUCUUCUUCCACCUGCAGCGAGAGCGCUGUUUCCGUGAACCUCGUGCCCGCUUUUACGCAGCUGAAGUAGCCAGUGCAGUAGGGUACCUGCAUUCCUUGAACAUAAUCUACAGGGACUUAAAACCUGAAAACAUCCUGCUGGACUGCCAGGGACACAUAGUAUUGACAGACUUUGGACUUUGCAAAGAAGGAAUGGAGCCAGAGGAAACGACCUCUACUUUUUGUGGCACCCCAGAGUACUUGGCCCCAGAAGUGCUAAGAAAACAACCCUAUGACAGAACAGUAGACUGGUGGUGUCUGGGAGCUGUCCUCUAUGAGAUGCUGUUUGGGUUGCCUCCCUUUUACAGCCGGGAUGUGUCUCAGAUGUAUGACAAUAUUCUACACAAGCCACUCCAGAUCCAAGGAACCAAGACCAUGGCAGCUUGUGAUAUCUUACAGGGACUGCUUCACAAGGACCAGAAGAGGAGGCUGGGGGCCAAGAUGGACUUUCUUGAGAUAAAGAAUCAUGUGUUCUUCAGCCCAAUAAACUGGGAUGACUUGUAUCACAAGAGGAUCACUCCUCCCUUCAACCCCAAUGUGUCUGGUCCUGCUGAUCUGCGACAUUUUGACCCAGAGUUCACACAAGAAGCGGUCUCGAAUUCCAUCACCCGGACACCUGACUUAGCAGCCAGCUGCUCCAGUGCCUCAGAUGCUUUUUUAGGGUUUUCUUAUGCACCGACUGAUGAGGACUUUCAGGUUUUUAAAUAGGACUUGGGAAGCCUAAUUUUAAUUGAUGGUCUUGAUUUUAAAAUGGCACUGUCCUCUGCUCAUGACUGUUAAAGAAAUUCGGACUAGCACACUAACUGGAAUGGACCUGAACUCUUUCAUUGUGAUGCACAAGUUUUUUCCUUCCUCUGGCAGGGAGGCUGCUGAUUGUCCUGGUUAGAGAUUUUAUUCCUACAGAAUUGAAGUUAACUCCAUGGUCUUAUUUAUGUUUAGAAGCUUAGUGCCAUCAUUCAUGCCAAAACCACAUCUCAGUACACUGCAAGUUACUUACCCAAUAACAACUAGCCUACUUAUUUUGGAAGUGCCUGUGUAACUGUGCUUCGUACACAUAGCUAGUCUGUCUCCUCCCUCGUGUCUGAUGGCUCUAUCAAUGGCGAGGAGCAAAUCUGUUCACACUACGGGUAUGUCUACGCUAGAAACGCUGCAGUGGCACAGCUGGAGCACUGCAGUUACAUCACUGUAGUGUAGUCACAGAAUGAAAGGAGUUCUUCUGUUGCUGUAGUAAAUCCACCUCUCCGAGGGGCAGGAGCUAGGUCAAUGGAAGAUGUCUUCCGUUGACCUAGGGUUGUCUACACUGGGGCUUAGGUCUACGGACUUAACUACGUCUCUCGGGGUGACAUAACUAGGUCAACCUAAGGUUUAGGUGUAGAUCAGGCCUGUCCUUAUGCUGUGACGAGUCACUGUGAUGGGAAGAUGGCACUGGAUUUUUUACUUAAAUAUACACAUCAAGCAAAACUCCCUGAACUUUCCUCAGUAACAUCUGUUAACAGCAAGCCAAAGGGUAACUGACCGGUACUUAUGUGUGUUUAGUUAUAUCUUCCCUCCCUUCUUUUUAAAGGAAGGGCAAGAUCCUUAGCUGAUGUCAAUCAGCAUAGCUCUGCUGACUACAGUGGAGCUACAGUAAUUUACAACAGCUAAGGAUCUGGUUUGGAGUCUUUUUGAUGUAGCCACUUCAGUCAAGCUAUCACUUGACAAGUUUGUGCAUAAUCUGAGUGUUGGACUAAACUACAUUCCACUCUUCCAGCUGGGAGCUCUGCACCCUAGUAAUGAGAGGCAGUUUCCCACCAGCAUUAGGAAGAAUUCAGAUCUCCCAAGUAUGAAAGUGCUCCAAAUCUUAUGUGUACUAGUACCUACUGAAUACCCCAUGGGCAACUACCAAUCUGAGAGCCCAGAUGAUGUAGGUGGGAGUUUUUUUGAAAAAGGCUCCCAAAUUUAAAUGGAACCUGAUGUUGUUCUGAAUGUGUGUGUGUUAAAGGCUAAUUUAUUCAUUCUGCCUUAAUGUAAAUGCUGGAGUCUGGAUUGUUUUUUUAAAACAUUAUUCAUUAUUCUGUCUCUGUGGGGAGGAGAAAGGGGAAUAAGGUCUGAUAGUGUUAGGAGAAUCUCCUGUAUUGGUCCACACAUGGACACUGUUAGCAUGAAAAACCUGGAUUUCUAAAGACUGGUCCAAAUGAGCACCUUGUCUUCUGCUCUAGAAGCUCUGUUGACAUGCUGGAGCACUUGUGAUACUUGCCUUGAAAAGAGAAUGGAAACUUUUUUUUAUCUUGCCCAAUUUUACCUUUAUUGUACAUACUGAAGUUAUUAAUAAAAAAAGUCCUAUUUUAAAGUGAA
Molecule: messenger RNA, 3366 nt
Organism: Gopherus evgoodei (Goodes thornscrub tortoise)
Lineage: Eukaryota; Metazoa; Chordata; Testudines; Testudinidae
Gene: SGK2
Product: serum/glucocorticoid regulated kinase 2
Exons: 16
Coding region: 442-1740 (432 amino acids)
Biological process (GO): protein phosphorylation
Molecular function (GO): ATP binding; protein serine/threonine kinase activity
Source: RefSeq, a predicted model, not a curated record